This is a messenger RNA of Spirometra erinaceieuropaei, 1619 nucleotides long. The record is from the annotation of a GenBank genome assembly. Lineage: Eukaryota; Metazoa; Platyhelminthes; Cestoda; Diphyllobothriidea; Diphyllobothriidae.
AUGAGUCUUCGUCUGCCUCUCCGGGGUAAGGGUAAAUUAGCCACCAUCAUCAGGGCAUACGCUUCAACGACGAGCAACCCAGACGCCGCCGCAAGAGACCAAUUCUACGAGGACCUGCACGCACUCCUGGCCACUAUGUCGAAGGCGGACAAGUUGAUUGUCCUUGGUGACUUCAACGACCGCGUCUGGAUAGGAGUGCUGGUUGCCCAUGGUCUCCGCGGCUCCAACCACAAUGGUCUACUGCUGCUACGCACCUGCGCAGAACACCGCCUCAUCCUGACGAACACCAUCUUCUGUUCGCCGGAACUAGAGAAGGCCACCUGGAGCCAUCCUCGGUCGCGUCAAAUGCAUCUGCUGGACUAUGUCCUCGUCCGAAGGCGUGACCAGCGGGACGUGCUGGUGACAAAGGCGAUCGCGGGUGCUGAUGGGUGGACCGACCAUCGCCUCGUCAUCUCGAAGAUGCGUAUUCGUCUACAGCCUCGCAGGAGACCUCAAGGUAAGCGACCUCCCCCCCGGGUAAGCUGAAUGUUGCCUUGCUGUCUUUACCCGCUAAUCAUCUUCAUUUCAGCAAUGAGUUAGCUCAACGGCUAGACAACCUUCCAAUCGCUGCCGCCGCCGCUGCUGCCGAGAACGCCUCCGUGGAGAACCGCUGGUGUCAACUGCGAGACACGGUCCAGUCGACGGCGCUCGUCGUCCUCGGUCGCACUACCCGUCAACACCAGGACUGGUUUGAAGACAAGGAUGUCGCCAUCAGAAAACUGCUGGCUGAGAAGAACCGCCUGCACAAAGCAUACGUAGAUCACCCCACUGAGGACAACAAAGCUGCCUUCUACCGCAGUCGCCGCCACCUACAACAACGACUGUGCGAGAUGCAUUACGCCUGGACUGCUCGCAAAGCUGAGCAGAUCCAAGGCAACGCGGACCGCAACGAAUGGAAUAACUCCUUCUCUGCGAUCAAGGCUGUCUACGGUCCGCCGACGAAGGGCACUGCUCCUCUCCUCAGCGCUGACGGCAACACACUCCUGACAGAGAAUACGCAAAUCCUACAGCGAUGGGCCGAGCAUUUCCGAGGCGUCCUCAACUGUCCCUCCGCCAUCUCUGACGCCGCCAUCGAGCGUUUGCCGCAAGUGGAGGUCAACGCGGACCCCGACGUUCCGCCAUCUCUCCAGGAAAUCAACAGGGCCGUGCAGCUGCUCUCCAGCGGGAAAGCACCCGGAUCGGACGCAAUCCCUGCUGAGGUCUACAAGCACGGAGGUCCCCAACUGAACUUUCACUAGACUGCGCUUUUCCAGGAGAUGUGGCGUCAAAUGGUGCGUCAGCUGCACGACGGUAUGAUGGCGCGUGUAACGGGCAACGGAGCUGUCUCAGAGGCAGUCGCAGUGACCAACGGAGUGAAACAGGGAUGCGAGCUGGCGCCUACCCUCUUCAGUCUUAUGUUCUCUGCCAUGCUGAUGGACGCCUACUACGACGAACGCCCCGGGAUCCGCAUCGCCUACAGGAGGGACGGUCACCUGCUGAAUCAACGGCGGAUGCACUUCCAAUUGCGCGUAUCCACAACCACCGUGCACGAACUCCUCUUCGCCGACGACUGCGCCCAGAACACCAUCUCGGAAGAGUAG